AUGGGUAAUGGUGUUAAUAAUGCAGGAAUUGGUGGUAGUGGCUCGAACCAGAAUAUGCAUAAUCAGAACCAACAUGUAAACUUAAAUAGUUUAAUACAAGAAAUUAAUAUUCCACCCGAGCUAUUAAGUCAACCAAAUUUUAUAGAAGAGUUGAACAUGCAAUUUGCACUACAAUGUUCAAUAAUGAAUAAAAACAUUAACAACAACAGUAUUAACAACAUUAAUUCAUCAGAAAAUGGACGACCCAAUACAAUCUCCGAUACAAAUCCAUUCAGAAGUACUACUAC
Messenger RNA from Ambispora leptoticha, 287 nucleotides. The record is from the annotation of a GenBank genome assembly. NCBI's taxonomy places the organism in Eukaryota, Fungi, Glomeromycota, Glomeromycetes, Archaeosporales, Ambisporaceae.